Messenger RNA from Dermatophagoides pteronyssinus (European house dust mite), 1970 nucleotides. It is a transcript of the gene Lasp, whose product is annotated as LIM and SH3 domain protein Lasp. Gene Ontology annotation, cellular component: focal adhesion. NCBI's taxonomy places the organism in Eukaryota, Metazoa, Arthropoda, Arachnida, Sarcoptiformes, Pyroglyphidae. Gene Ontology annotation, molecular function: actin filament binding. The record is from RefSeq and is a predicted model, not a curated record.
AUGAUGAUGAAUUCAAAUCAAUCAUAGUUUGACCAUCGUUUGCAAACAAAACAAAAAAAAUCAAAUUCAAAAUCCAAUUUCAUCUUGUGCAACAACAACACGUUUUUCUCUCGCAUUUCACUCUGGUCACUUUAGUCACAAAGUUACAUUGACAUAUUGAAAUCAUCAAAAUUACAGUUUUAAAAACUUUUUUCAUUUAUUCAAUCGCAUUUGUGGUGCAUACAGAGAGAGAUUAAAGCAAAAUUUGACCAGAAAAUCAAAUCAAAAAUGACCAACAAUAAAGCCUGUGCACGUUGUCAAAAGACAGUUUAUCCAAUUGAAGAACUUAAAUGUUUGGAUAAGAUAUGGCAUAAAACUUGUUUCAAAUGUCAUGAAUGUGGUAUGAUAUUGAAUAUGAAAACAUAUAAAGGUUUUAAUAAAAAUCCAUAUUGUAAUGCACAUUGUCCACAAGCACGUGCAACAACUGUUGCCGAAACACCUGAAUCAAAACGUUUAGCUGAAAAUACAAAAAUUCAAAGUAAUAUAAAAUAUCAUGAAGAUUUUGAAAAACAAAAAGGAAAAUUAACACAAAUUGCUGAUGAUCCGGAAACAUUACGUAUACGGAAUACAACAAAAAUUAUUAGUAAUGCUACAUAUCAUGGUGAAUAUGAAAAAAAGAAACAAAUGGAAGAACGUCGUAAUCAAUUAAAUGAACAUGGUGGUGAUGGACAAAUUAUUUAUAAUAAUAAUAGUAUUAAUACACAAACAUCUAUCUUUCAACAACAACAACAACAACAACAGCAGUAUUCACCACCAGUUCAACAUCAAAAUAAUAAUAAUAAUAACAAUCAUCAUCAACAUCACCACAAUCAACAGCAGCAUCAUCAAAAUAUUCAGAAUAAUAAUCUGCCACAUACUCAACAGCAACUAAAUCCGGUAUCAUCAAAUAUUAGCCAUAAUAAUGUUAAUACAAAAAAUAUACCACCACAACAACAACAACAACAAUAUGUUCGAACACCAUUGGCAAAUCCAUCCGUUCAGAUGGAAAAUCAUAUGAUACAGCAAAAGAAUAAUAAUAAUCAUCAGCAUCAUCAACAACAACAACAACAACGAAAUCAAAUGAUGGCAAACGAUUUAAACAGUAAUAAUAAGUAUUAUAAUAAUAAUAAUAAUGUUAUGCAGCCAAAUAAAUUGCUUAUCGAUUCAGCUAUACAGCAACAAAAACAUCAGCAACUUAAUCAUCAUCAGCAACAACAAUCAGCCGCUGGAUAUUAUCAACAACAACAACAACAGCAGCCAAUUUCAAAUCCUAUGAUGAUCCAUCAUGGUCCAUCAAUGCAUAGCGGUGGUGGUGGUGGUGGUGGAUAUAUUCAUCAGAAUUAUUCACCAGCUAAACAACCAACAUCACAACAACAACAACAACAAAUUCAUCCUAAUGUUCAACAGCAACAGAAAUUGUAUUAUCAUCAACAACAAGGUGUGGCAGCUACUGAACAUCAUCAUCAUCAUCAUCCAUCACAAAUCAUCUAUCCAACAUCAGGAACUACUGCUGCCGUAACAAAUUACGAUAAUCAUCAACAAUAUCGUCAUCAUCCACAUCAUCAACAACAACAACAACAACAACAUCCUCAAAUGAAACAACAAACAUUGAAUAAUAAUAAUAAAACAACGAUAAUGCCACCUACACGUCAAAAUCUUGGUCUAUGUUUUCGUGCCAUAUAUGAUUAUACUGCACAGGAUGUUGAUGAAGUAACAUUUAUUGAUGGUGAUCUUAUUGUUAAUUGUCAACCAAUCGAUGAUGGUUGGAUGACCGGUACGGUUCAACGUACAGGUGAAACUGGAAUGUUACCAUCGAAUUAUGUAGAGGCAGCCUAAUGAAUGUGAAAUUCAAAACCUAAAACAUCAUCAUCGAAAUAAAUCAUUUCAAAGACAAUCAUCCGCAUCAUCUUUUUUUUCCAUACAAACUAUCCAUAAAGGAUAUAUUUUAAUGU